AUGGGUCAUCAACAGAACAAUCCAACGCGGACAUACCCUCAAGGGUAUGUUGAAUAUGAUGCUGUAGCUGGAAUGGUUUCUGUUCCGGCGGAAUUUCGCCGAGUUCUACGCCCACCUUUGGAAGCCAGUAUGAGGAGCGCAAACUUUCAGCAGAGCUUCUCCGGCAGUGAAACUGAUGUUUCAACGUCAACUGAAAAUCUUACUCCCGACGAACAGUAUUUCCUACGUCACACGCAACGACAGGACCCUCCCGGAGAAGAAAACAUCCAUCAGUCCUUCAACCAUUUACGUCACGUGACCCGACAUGGGGCUCAAAUUAGCCAUGUGUCAGCUGCGUCUUCGGCCUGUGGUCGCAGUUAUGAUUCUUCCUCAUGCAACACCAUGAUUGUCCACAGCGACAGCACUUUGGAUGAAAAGUUUCUUGGUGAUUUCGGAGCGUGCGGGUUUCGUCAGCCACCACCGUAUUGCUCUGUAGUUACUCAGCCAUUGUAUAGUAACGUUUCGGAGGCCCUUGCUGCCAGUGCUCAGGAAAUCAACGAAAUCCCGUCGCAUUAUUUGGAUAAAUCUGAAGUAUUGAAACAUUUAGCGAAGGAAGUUCGCGGGCCAUUGAUUGGUGGCAGCACGACGUCGAAUCCCGGAAGUUCCCAGCAAUUGCAUAAUUUGCCAGAAGACAGAAGCAUUCAUGGAUCUGGAUUGCUUCCUCCUCCUCCUGCCUACCCUUCCAAGACUGCAAGUGCAGUUGUACCUCCUCCACCGCCAUUCUCGGCCGCCCUGUCGCGCUCGCAACCCGAUUUGACCAAGGUUCCUACCCCAGGGAAAACUGCAGAAAUUUCCUCAGAUGCUGCUACUUCUGAUUCGAAAGAAAUUCUCGAUAUUUUAUGCCAAGAGAACACGGCUCUUCGCGCGGAACUUGAGGCCUACCACAAGAAAGUCGCCCGGUUGCAAAAAUUCGAAGAAGAAUUGGCGAAGGUCCAUACUGCCCAUGAAGCUUUGGUGGAGUCCUCAGAUCGUAGGGAAAAUUUAGAGAAGACUGCUCGGCAAAAGUUGCAGGCUGAAGUUCGGAGAUUGCAAGGCGUACAUCGAUUGUUGAGUCAACAGUUGGACGUUGCCUUGGUGGAACUCAAUCGAAGGGAAGGCGCUAACCCAGCUGGCUCAGUCAUAGCUCAGAUAAUCGCUCAAAAUCGUGAUCUUAGGGCCACAAAGGAGCGUCAAGAAGUCGAAUUGGCUGCUCAGCGAGACACUCUCCAAGAACAAAGACAACACAUUGAUAUACUGGACUCGGCCCUCACGAAUGCGCAAGCAAAUGUUGUUAGGCUUGAAGAAGAGUGCCAUAAACGUCAAAGUUAUGCGGAGAAAGUUGCUCAAUUGCAGCGAGCGCUGUCAUCCCUACAGAGCGCUUCUGAAAAGCGGGAACAAAUGAACUCGAAACUUCGACAGCAGCAGGAAAGAGAAAAUCAGGAAUUGAAAUCUGAAGUAACCGAGCUUCGGGAAGCUCUGGCAUUGAAACAAAAGGAGCCUCUAACCCCCGAAGACUUGAUCGACAAUCCGGUUGAUGCUGAAUUGCGCCGUGCCAAAAAUCGAAUAACUCUCCUGGAAGCGGAAGUUAAAAUGUGGGAACAGAAGUUCUUGGAAGAAAUUCGAGCUAACUGCGCUUCGUCGGUCGAAGCCCAGAAAAAGCUCGAACAAAGUAUAGCGAAUGAAAAACAAGCCGAACCAUCCCAUGUUAGAGCUCAUUCUCAAACUCAGAGUAUGGUGACUCCACCGCGUCAUAAUCCAGCUUUUCAUGGCCACCGUGGGUCAUCGGAUGCUAUAAACACGAAGGAAUCGUUGGAAUCCUUUUUUGUCGGAUUCCAGGAGCUUAUCUGA
Notodromas monacha is the source of this 1866-nucleotide messenger RNA. NCBI's taxonomy places the organism in Eukaryota, Metazoa, Arthropoda, Ostracoda, Podocopida, Cyprididae. The record is from the annotation of a GenBank genome assembly.